CACCAAACCCAACGGAACGGAGGGCCAAAUGGGUAAUAGCAAUAAUAUAAUAUUAAAACACAGAGAGAGAAAAUUCAGAAAGAAUAGCUCGGCCUCGGCAACUAGCAGUACAGAAAAUGUGCCCCUUCCCUUCCGAUCACUUCGGCAUGCGUGAUGUAGGUAACUAAGUCAGAGACCAGUCUCAGUUUCCUCUAGGACUCCUCCUCCCUCCCUCCCUCUUCUCUCCUUCUUCCUUCCUCCCUGUGCUCUGUCGUCCUUCUGCUUUCCUUUCCCGGUGAAAAAAGGUUCCCUAAAGGAGGGGGGGAAAAAGAUUAUACAAAGGCCUCGGUUUCAAAAUCGGAAGAGUUCGGUUCAGCGAAAUUCCGACCAUGUCUGAGGCUCUGAUCAAUGGCCUCGCCGGAGCCGGCGGUGGGAUCAUCGCUCAGCUCAUCACUUAUCCUCUUCAGACUGUGAACACUCGGCAGCAAACGGAGCGUGGCGUGGAGGAGGAACAAAAGAAGACUAUUGGCACCAUACAGCAAAUGUGCCAGGUUGUGAGGCAUGAAGGAUGGGAGCGACUGUAUGGAGGAUUAGCUCCAUCACUGGCAGGGACUGCCGCAUCGCAGGGUGUUUAUUAUUAUUUCUAUAAAAUAUUUAGGGACAGAGCUGAAGCUAAGGCACUUGAGCGUCAGAGGAAAGGGUUUGGUGAUGGAUCCAUCGGGAUGCUUUCAUCACUUGUGGUGGCUGCUUUAGCAGGGUCUGUAAAUGUGUUGAUGACAACCCCAAUCUGGGUUGUUGUUACAAGAAUGCAGACUCACACAAAAGCUGCAAAGAAAUCAGAACCUAGUAGCUCAUCAGAUGCUUCAGCUAAGCUUAUAGUUCCAACUGAUCCUCCUCCAUUUGGAACUUUUAAUGCGAUUCAAGAAGUCAUUGAUGAAGCUGGAAUUCCAGGUUUCUGGAGAGGUGUAUUACCAACACUGAUCAUGGUAAGCAAUCCCGCAAUACAAUUCAUGUUAUAUGAAACACUGCUGAAGAAGUUGAAACAACGACGCUCAUUGCUUAAGAAGGGUGAAGCCGGAGUAACUGCUUUGGAGACAUUUCUUCUCGGAGCACUGGCUAAACUGGGAGCUACUGUCGUAACCUAUCCUCUUCUUGUUGUUAAGUCACGCCUUCAAGCUAAACAAGUUACUACAGGGGAUAAAAGACAUCACUAUAAAGGUACGCUAGACGCUAUCUUGAAGAUGAUCCGUUACGAAGGUUUAUAUGGGUUUUACAAAGGAAUGAGCACGAAGAUCUGUCAGAGCGUGCUAGCUGCUGCUGUGUUGUUCAUGGUGAAGGAAGAACUCGUCAAGGGUGCCCGUUUCGUACUCACCGGGGGUGCUGCAAGCAAAGCACUGAAAUCAAAGCAUCCAUAAGACCAUUACAGCUCCACUCCACCCCACCCCUGCAAUCUCUUCAUGAUAUAGUUUUCCUGAUUCAAAAUCCACAGCCAAUUGUUAGGCUGAUGAAAUUAGAUAAUAAAGAGGUACCCUACAAUUGUUUGGUUUGUCAUUACAGUGAGGCUCAGGCAGCUUCAUUCCCAUAGUUUAAAAGUUCUGUAGUAUACAAAGAUUUACUAUAGGAAUUAGAGCAUGUGGAUCUAUAAUAAUAGUGUUUGAAACACAAAAACAAAAACAUCACUUGCGGUUUCUUGGUUACAUGUAUCAUGUAUGAGAUCAAACGUUAAUAUGUUUUUGUUUUUGAGGCGAC
Messenger RNA from Linum tenue, 1728 nucleotides. The record is from the annotation of a GenBank genome assembly. NCBI's taxonomy places the organism in Eukaryota, Viridiplantae, Streptophyta, Magnoliopsida, Malpighiales, Linaceae.